AGCUACCACUACCAACGGUAUGUCAGUCAGCCAAUUGUGGUAGUUGGAAAAAUGACCAAUAGCAUUGAUGAGACACAAUGUUGGAGGGUACAAACAUAGAGCAUCCUCCGAUAAGAGGUGUUCGCCGAGACGUGUUUCCAAGUUUACACUGUCGAGGAGCCAAUACUAACGAUGUUAGAGUAUGUUUUCAUUUACCACUUAAUUUGAUGAUAUUUUCACACCAUAUCCCGGUGACUCCUGAGCCAUGGAUAAACAUGCAUCACCAUCUGAACAUUAAGUUUGAUUUCUUUUAUGAAAAAUACUAACAUCUUAGAACCGUACCAUUUGAUUAUGUGUGUGGAAGUGCGAUGCUAUGACAGUGUAUUAGUUUAUGAUUUAUGCUAAAUAUAUGAGUAACGGUUAGUGUAAUGUAAAGGCCUUCGAGAAGAAGCGUCUAAGUAGUCUCUUCUGAAUUUAAUCUCUGGGUUCAAUGCUGUGAGUGGUCAUCUCCAUAAAUAUACAAU
Yamadazyma tenuis ATCC 10573 is the source of this 503-nucleotide messenger RNA. The record is from RefSeq and is a predicted model, not a curated record. Lineage: Eukaryota; Fungi; Ascomycota; Pichiomycetes; Serinales; Debaryomycetaceae.